AUGAAGGAAAAGGAUGGAUGUUACACCUAUCCUCCUACCCGUGGUGUUCACUCUCUCCCAGGACAGGAAUUCGUGGGAAAAUGUCUCUACUAUCAAUCUACCCUUAACCCUCAGUCCUUUACGGACCAUAAAAUAAAUUGUUCUUCGCUGUGGGAAAGCUUCCGUGAUGCCGUUGCCUUCCAGUCACCCUGUCACGUGGAUAGUCGGAGGUUUGACAAGUUCUGUAACGAGAGUAAGCACCACGUGCCAAAGAACAAGUUUGUGCUCUGGGAACAUGCGUACGAAACAGUGAUGAGAUACAGCAACAGGGGAAAAAGAGAUUUCACCUUCGCUGAUACCCUUACAGGUUUCCUUGGUGAUACAAAUUUUUGCGGAAGUAACAGUUCGUCUGACGGAGUAGAACAGGACCGCAGUAAAUGUCCUGGCUGGGAUCAGACACCGGAAUGUCCAUGGUCAACAGGGGCCGCCUUUUGGUUAACGGCCUCAGAAUAUUACUCGAGAGCAGCUCAUGGGGAGGUGGAGAUUAUGCUUAAUGCUACAUCAGUUCCCUUUUUUACGAAUGAGUCGUGA
Molecule: messenger RNA, 570 nt
Organism: Saccostrea cuccullata (small rock oyster)
Lineage: Eukaryota; Metazoa; Mollusca; Bivalvia; Ostreida; Ostreidae
Product: ADP-ribosyl cyclase/cyclic ADP-ribose hydrolase-like
Exons: 6
Coding region: 1-570 (189 amino acids)
Biological process (GO): positive regulation of B cell proliferation
Cellular component (GO): plasma membrane
Molecular function (GO): phosphorus-oxygen lyase activity; NAD+ nucleosidase activity
Source: RefSeq, a predicted model, not a curated record